Vitis vinifera (wine grape) is the source of this 1660-nucleotide messenger RNA. Its product is annotated as probable aspartyl protease At4g16563. Gene Ontology annotation, cellular component: extracellular region. The record is from RefSeq and is a predicted model, not a curated record. NCBI's taxonomy places the organism in Eukaryota, Viridiplantae, Streptophyta, Magnoliopsida, Vitales, Vitaceae. The transcript has a single exon. The coding region runs from base 43 to 1389 and encodes 448 amino acids.
UCUACCACUUUCACUGGUGUGCGCUUCUGAAGCUUCACAGUCAUGGCUUCUUCUACUUCUUUGCUUUUCCCUGUUUUUACUCUCUUCUCUAUCCUUUUCUUGGCAUCCUCCUCCAAUGAUAACAUACCUGCCACCAUUACCAUCCCUCUAACCUCAACAUUUACAAGCAAACUAUCCACGGAACCCAGGGUCUUUCUCCAACACCUUGCCUCUGCAUCCUUGUCCAGAGCCCAUCACUUGAAACAUGGUACGACCAGUCCUCUCGUAAAAGCCUCUCUUUUUCCUCAUAGUUAUGGGGGUCACACCAUCCCUCUCAGCUUCGGCACUCCUCCACAAAAACUCUCCUUCCUGGUGGACACAGGAAGUCAUGUAGUAUGGGCCCCGUGCACAACUCACUACACAUGCACUAACUGUUCUUUUUCAAACCCCAAAAAGGUCCCUAUCUUCAAUCCCGAACUUUCGUCAUCUGAUAAGAUCUUGGGGUGCAGAGAUCCCAAAUGUGCAAACACUUCCUCCCCAGAUGUUUACCUCGGGUGCCCCCGCUGCAAUGGCAAUUCCAAAAAAUGCUCCCACGCUUGCCCACAAUACACUCUUCAGUAUGGCACAGGAGCAGCAUUUGGGUUUUUUCUAUUAGAAAACCUCAACUUUCCCGGGAAAACCAUUCAUAAAUUUCUUGUUGGGUGUACAACAUCCGCUGCUCGUGUACCUACUUCUGACGCACUUGCGGGGUUCGGUCGCACAAUGUUCUCGUUGCCAAUGCAGAUGGGUGUGAAGAAGUUUGCUUACUGUCUCAAUUCGCACGAUUACGAUGACACCCGGAACAGCAGCAAGUUGAUUUUGGACUACAGUGAUGGCGAAACCAAAGGACUUUCCUAUACUCCCUUUCUCAAGAACCCUCCUGACUUCCCGAUUUACUACUACUUGGGUGUCGAAGAUAUCAAGAUCGGGAACACGCUCCUCGGGAUUCCAAGCAAGUAUCUGGCUCCAGUAUCUGACGGCCGAGGUGGUCUCAUGAUAGAUUCUGGUUUCGCGUACGGAUACAUGACAGGACCGGUUUUUAAGAUAGUGACAAAUGAGUUGAAAAAGCAGAUGUCCAAGUAUAGGAGAUCUCUUGAGCUAGAAACCCUGUCCGGUUUCACACCUUGUUAUAAUUUCACAGGCCACAAAUCCAUAAAAAUCCCCGACUUAAUUUACCAAUUUAGAGGUGGCGCAAAUAUGGUGGUGCCAGGAAAGAAUUAUUUUGUGUUUAUUCCUGAGAUAAGCUUGGCUUGUUUCCCUGUCGUCACUGAUGCAGGCACCAGCACCUUGGAAUUCACUCCGGGACCGUCUAUUAUUCUGGGGAAUUAUCAGCACGUGGAUUAUUAUGUGGAGUUUGACCUAAAAAAAUGAGCGUCUUGGUUUCCGACAACAAACUUGCUAGUCGAUGACAUCACUGCCACUGGCUAAAGAUUUGUGCUGGGCAGAAAUAGUUGAUAAUAGCAACCUAGGAGGAGCGUGUAUUGUUAAGUAGUGUACCAGUCCGAUGGCAGUUGGGAGAAUACCGCCCACCCUUAACUACGUACCUGCCUUCAUUGUUGGACCACUGGAAAGGCUGUGUUUAAGCUCUCCAGUCUGAAUAAAAGAAGUGUACUAAAUAUAAAUUUAGUCGCUUUUGAUGGCA